ACGAGUCAGUUGUUUUGUGAGCGUCGUUCCGUUGUGGUUGAGAUUUGCGUUUGUCGUCCGGUCUUGUUAAAAAAGGUUAUCCUCCGGUUUUUAAACUAAAAUUUAAUUUGAAAACUUUCCUUUCGGAUUCGAAAUCGUGCGGUGAUUCUGUGAAUGAGCAAAUUUAGUGGCUAAAGGCUUCGUGCAGUGUGUUUUUGGAGCGCUUUUGAAUGUUUGUGUCGCCUGGGAAGUGAAAUCCGCUGCAAAAUCAUCGGUAGUGGAGGAAGAAUCCCAUCAAGAAAAAGGCUCCCAUCCAACGGCUUUUGGAACCGACCGGAAGAAAAAGUGAAGUGAAGUCUCUUUGUGUGUGGAACAAGUUUGAAAAAUUACUGUCUGGAUAUCGUUGGCGAAUUCGGAUUGUGGAUUACCCCCGAAAAGAUCAAGAAGGAUAUCGUUAAGGAUCGAGGAACGAACCCGAGACGCAGAAUAAAGGAAGAAGAUAACCACAUCCGCCGUCCAACGUCGAAAUGUCACUGCAGGUGCAAUCAAGUCAGCAACCGACUUCCGGUCGUCGCACUCCCCAGAUCUACCAAAAUCUUGGUAGCACAACCCCUGCGACAACGCCUCCCACCAACGGCAACAGUGGCAAAAGUGCGUCCAAACUGUCCCUCAAAAGUGGCAAGCAGAGCCCGGUGGUGGUUGAGCAUACCACGGAGCCUACGACACCCAAGGAUGUCCACAAGACGACCACGAACGUGGCGGUAGCGGUCACCAAGCUGGAAAAGACUCCCACGGGUGCCGCCAGCUCUCCCUCGAAAACUGACAAGGGAAAGGAAGAGAAAGACAAAGCGGCCAGCAAUGGAGCCUCAAAUGGUACCCACAGUGAAAAGGAAACUAACGGCAAACAGGAGGAAACGCCCAAGGCAGCUUCCGAAACACCCAAGAAAGACCAAGCGGAAAAAGUGGCCAAGGAAAGCCCUCGAGCCAGUCCUCGUUCCACUCCACAGAAGCAACAAGCGGAGUCGAUUCCCGUGGAGCAGGUCAAGACCCCUGAAAGCACAAGCAAGAAGACAAAGGAAUCGCCUAUGGUAACUCCAGUGGCUGCCAAAGUUGACGAACCGAAGGCUAAUGAAAAAGCAGUGAAGGCAUGUCCCGCCGAAGGAGACGAGAUGGAAUCGCUGGUCGUUGAACCAUCCGAAUAUGAAGAUUCUCCUAUGCCACCACGUACCGGAGGCAAAACUAAGCUGCUCAAAUAUUCUGGAGCACCACCGACUCGGGCCCGCAUCAGCCCAUUCCGUGUUAAAGAAACUACUGCCAAUGCAAGCACGAUUGUAAACCUCAGUACCGUCAGCGAAGGACAAGACAGUGGUUCAAAAGACACCUCACUGGACUCGGACUCGCAGCAAGUGCCCGCCUUAGGCGUUCGUCCGCUACGUGCAAUCUCCGGACGGCGUGGAAUGCGUCCCAUCACGGACAUUCAAUUCACCUAUCGCAAAUCCACCGAAUUGAAUGAUUCCGCAUCGAGUCUGAACGUAACCGUUGGUUCCGAGAUCCACAACGACAGUCUCCGUACGCCAGCUCCGGGUUCGACGCGCAAACGGAAGGCCAUGACUCCAGAGUCCACAUCCGAUGCGCUAGAUGUGAAAGAAAUCGUUGACAGUCCGAAGCGUACUCGUUUGGACUUCAGCGGUUUCCUCGGAAUUGUUGCCAGUCCCGUUACUAUGCUCAAGAACCGUCUUUCACGGGUACGGCUCCAAUCCAGCACUCCGGUUGCCAAGCGUAGCUUUGACGAGGAAGAUCCAACCAAGUGUGUCCAAGCGGAAGCCACGACCACUACUGCCAACAUAUCCGGAGAGGGGGCCAAGAUGGAUGUAGACCCAGCUGCGGAUGCAACGAACGACAAGGUUGAGGAAGUGGAAAAGGCUAAGGGCGACACCGAGGGACAAACCACCGAUCUGCCUAGCGAGGAAGACGCCUCAAAGGUGGUGGAGGGCUCCGGGGAUGCCAGCGAAUCACCGGUCGAAGUGAAGGAUGUCUCAAACAAGCGACAGUUUUGUGUUGUUAUGUAAAUCAAAUUAUUGUUUUCCCCCCUUCUUAAAUCCACUCUCUCGCAACAGUCUUGCUUUAUGUACCUUGGUCCAACAAUUACCCCAUUUUUUGCCCACCUGAUCGGGGCUGCUAUAGCUCUUAUGAACCGUUUAUAAACGCGGUUCAGUUGAAAGUUUUAGCAAAUAUUUUUUAAAUCGAAAGAAUAAAAUGUUCUUAACAAUAAAAAAUAAAAGAUAUUUAAGUUUUUUUUAGUUUGUCUAAAUCUCUUUGAUUGCUUUCCCCUUUUUACGAUUCCGAACCACAAAUUAUCUACUUAUCACGUUUAUUUUUUAUAUUAUCAAUAUAUGAGAUUUGUUAUAAGUAUUUAGAGAUAUCCCGUAAACGAAACUUCCAUGAAGGAGAAUCCAAAACCAAGUUAAAAUUGGAAACAACAGAGAAGACGCGUGGGAAGAAAUCCUUGAUAAGGAUGCAAUUUGAGUAGACAUAUGAAUAACAAUUGAAAACGUUUGGGAGUAGAUGAAUGGAAAACUCAUUUCUUAGUUAUAGUAAGAAACAGAUAAAAGACGCUGGUAUAAAAAGCAACAUUGGGUCACUAAAUCCUGUAUUCGUCUCAUGCGUCUACAUUGGUUUGAGAACAAAUCGGAACAUUAGGCAGCGGUAUAGAAAAGAAUCAUGAGUCAAAUAUGGGAAAAGUAAUCCUGCCCUCAUUAUCAUGCAGGCAAUUUCAGAACACUACCUAUUCGUAGAUUGAAAUAAGAUAAUCCUCGAUAUGAAUACUAGAAACACUUUCAUAGCGCAACAUUAGACAUGAAAAUAUCGCCCGAAAU
Molecule: messenger RNA, 2855 nt
Organism: Aedes aegypti (yellow fever mosquito)
Lineage: Eukaryota; Metazoa; Arthropoda; Insecta; Diptera; Culicidae
Product: endochitinase A
Exons: 2
Coding region: 507-2048 (513 amino acids)
Source: RefSeq, a predicted model, not a curated record